GUUAAUAGGUUCCUGAGAAUUUAUUGCAUUAACAUUUAAACAAUCUGUGUAAUACUUUCUAACAAAGUAGAUUCUAACUGAUAAUCAGACAUUUAUUAAGACUCCGGGAGUGAGAGUGGGCUAUUGUUUAAUGUCUUAGUAUUUCACAGUGUCAUUCUGUGAAAAAUGAAAAUUAACAGAAUGAACUCUGAAUAUGAGGAAAGCUCCCAGCUGAGCUGGCUCCUGGGGAGCUGUAGGAAUAUCUAACCGCCUGGGCCCAAACUGUCCUGGGUACCUUUUAGCUUGAGACCUUGGGUGAGUCAUUCUUUAGGCCUGUUUCCUUACCUCUGUGAUGAGAAUAGUCCCCAUCUUAGUGCUUUUGUGGGGAUUGUAUGAAGUUGUGCAUGUGAAAUGCAAGUGUAUGCAUGCAGCAAAGAUCAGCUGUUAUUAUUUUCACCAGCAUCCUUGCUACCCAUAGGCUCAGUUCUUCCAGGGUACCAUUUUCAUUCUCACCUCAGAAUAGUUGUCAGUGCUGUUUCCUAUUGUCUGGAAUGUUUUUCCUUACCACUGUGUUUCAACUGGUUCACUUUUGCUUAUCUUUCAGAGAUGCUUCUGGUCCUUCCCUACCUGGUUCAGUUCCUGCAGCUUGCUAAAUAUGCCACAGCUGUAAUUUGAUAAUUAUUUAUGAUGACUUGCUAAUGUCUGCCUCUCUUGCUGGGUUGCAAACGUUUUUCUUCUUCAUGACUAUAUCACUGGUGCUUUAAACCAUAUCUGGCCUCCAAGAGCACUGGGAAAUUCUGUAUUGACAAAAUCAACAAGUUACUCUAGAAGCACUUGCAAGGGAAGAAACAGCCAAACCCUGGGUCUUGGAUCAUUUGUGGUAGAAGGCCUCAACAAUUUAGCAGACAGCCUCCUGAACCUUCACAUCUGGGUUGCUCCUAACCACACUCUUCAUCUUUAGGAACAGAGGGCCACUGAGAAACAGAUUCCUAAAAGUGCCGGUGGGCCAGCCAUGAGAGGGUACCUCGUGGCCAUAUUCCUCAGUGCUGUUUUUCUCUAUUAUGUACUGCAUUGUAUAUUGUGGGGAACAAAUGUUUAUGGGGUACCACCUAUAGAAAUGAAGCACCGAAAUAAGAUCCAGCCUUGUUUAUCAAAGCCAGCUUUUGCAUCUCUCUUGAGGUUUCCUCAGAUUCACCCCUUUUUGUGUGUGUCUGAUUUUAGGAAUACUGCUAUAGUCACUGGUAGUGAUCAGUUUUAUUUGCCCUAUGGGACAAAAAGAUCAGAGGCAUAUUUUAAACUUGCUCUUUCAAAACUGCAGAGUUGUGAUCUCUUCGAUGAGUUUGACAAGGUGCCAUGUAAAAGGUGUGUGGUGGUGGGCAAUGGAGGAGUUUUGAAGAAUAAGAGCUUAGGAGAGAAAAUCGACUCCUAUGAUGUAAUAAUAAGAAUGAACAAUGGUCCUGUUUUAGAACAUGAAGAGGAAGUUGGGAGAAGGACAACCUUCCGACUUUUUUAUCCAGAAUCUGUUUUUUCAGAUCAAAGUCACAAUGACCCCAAUAGUACGGUGAUUCUGGCUGCUUUUAAACCACUUGACUUAAAGUGGCUGUUCGAACUGUUGUCAGAUGGCAAAAUAAACACUAGUGGUUUUUGGAAGAAACCAGCCUUAAAUUUGAUCUAUCAACCUUAUCAAAUCAGAAUAUUAGAUCCUUUUAUUAUCAGAACGGCAGCUUUUGAACUACUUCAUUUCCCAAAAACAUUUCCCAAAAAUCAGAAACCCAAACACCCAACGACAGGAAUUAUUGCUAUCACGUUGGCGUUUCACAUAUGUCACGAAGUUCACCUAGCUGGUUUUAAAUAUAACUUUUCUGACCUCAACAGUCCUUUGCACUACUAUGGAAAUGCCACCAUGUCUUUGAUGACUAAGAAUGCAUAUCACAAUGUGACUGCAGAACAGCUCUUUUUGAAAGACAUUAUAGAAAAAAACUUUGUAAUCAACUUGACUCAAGAUUGACCCUCCAGAUUCAGAAGAUGAUGCUAACAGUAUUAGUUUUAUUUUUAUACUGCAAUUUUUAGUUUAUUUUUAAAUAUAUUCGAUAAACUUUUCAAAUUAUGUAUAUGAAGUCUGUGGCUGCUUGGUGACUCAUACCCAUCAGCUUAAUUUCUGUGAAUAUAUUUAUGAAAACCAAGAAAGGUCAAGCUAGUUAUCAGGGAAAUAAAGUUUUAAUUGCAUUUUUUAAAAAAAUAAGCUACUGUUUUUGAGAUGUUUUAAAACAUCUUUUUAUAGUUGACUUCAUCUCAGACUUCUGAAAGGACAUGACUUCUUAAUAAGGAGAUUUAGUUUACCAAACAGUUUUGACUACCAUGGAAUUCUGAGAGGUGUGAUUGGCUACUGUACACCUGGCAGGUGGGGAACUGGAAUAUGAUUGUGCCUUGCUCUAGCAAUCUGCACCCACCUAAGUUCACACUGGCUUAACUCUUCCCCUCUUGUCCCCUGCAAUUAGUUAAAUAAUGAUUAUAAUAAGUUAUAAUUUGGUAGAAGAAAAUGGUGUUUUUUUUUUUUUUUUCUCUUUUUAAGUUAAAGGAAAUGGGCAAAAUGUGAAAUUCUGGAUAAGUAAAUAACUAAUUCAAUUACUAA
Molecule: messenger RNA, 2611 nt
Organism: Marmota flaviventris (yellow-bellied marmot)
Lineage: Eukaryota; Metazoa; Chordata; Mammalia; Rodentia; Sciuridae
Source: RefSeq, a predicted model, not a curated record